AACUAACCUUGAAAAUACCCCCCUGUUUUGAUUUUACUUGGAAGGAGGUAGUUCAAUAUAGCAGGUUUAAUUAGUUAAGAAAGAAUGGAAUGCGACAACGACGAAACGCAUAAUAUCCAGUUUAAAAAGAAGAAGAAGACGAAACUUUUAAGGAAACGCGAAGCUUCUCGGUUUGAGCGAGGGAGAGAAAAUGUCCAAGUAGAAAGUCGAGGAAACAAAGAUUAUUCAGAAAUUCCGUGAGAGACCGGCUGGCGUCGAUAUUGGUUUGGCGCUCAGAGAAGCGUUGUAUCUGAUGUGUUUCGGAUCCCUUUAAUAUGAUAACUGAAGGAAAAUAUGACUAUGCUGAAGAAUACAAAAUAUAAGCUGAAUGACUCGUACGACACCAGCAUUAGAACUCAAUUUAAUAUGGAGAACAAUAAACGCGACGAAGAAACGGAUGGUCAAGUAUAUAGAAGAAGAAUUGUCGAAGCGCACGAGUAAAACUAAUAACAAUGCAGCGAAUAGUACGAAUAAUGAUAAGGGAUCAUAUUGCUUGCCAGAGGAAACAGCAUUGCGCACAGUACUGGACGCAAGUUAAGCGAGAAAAUUUGAUGAGAUGCUUUUGACGACUUGAUUUUGGUCUAGCAGCAGAAAUAUCAGGCGAAUUACAUUGUUAACAGUAACUUAAACACACCGUAAGACAGCGAAAUUCUGUUUCUGGAUGUAUAACUUGCAGGAGGCUAUCUUUCAGCUCCGAAUCGCCGAAAUAAGAGAUCGAAAACCUAGAUAUGUAUCGAGUUAGUAAUAUUAUUGUGGACUUACGGACUUACGUUUCUUUUUAUAAAUAUCUUGCGCUAGUAUUUUAAAUGUGUAUUAAUCCUUACGAUACAAUCAUUAUAUGAUAUAAACUUCGAUAAUUAAAUUAUUAUAAUAAAUUAUUAUAAAUAUAAUUAUACUUUUUUUUUCAAAGUGCAUGUAUUUGUUCUAAAAACCUAAAAAUGUAUGUUUAUGAAUUUUUACAUUUUUUAAAUUACUUUAAAUAGAUGAAACAUUGAUUGUAUACGAGAUACAUAUUUAUGACUGUACCAUUAAGGUAUCCUUUUUUACAUAUUAGUACUGUAAGAAUCUUUAACUAUCAAAUGUUUAUUAAAAAAUUCAAAAGAAAUCUUUAUUGAGUGUUUAAAAAAUAUUUUUUAAUUAAAUCUCCAAUAGCAUUAAUGAAUUAUGGGAUAUUUUCGAACAAGUAUUUUUGAACUGAAUUUUGUCGUAGCUCGAGGGAAGAAAAUAACACGCGACUGAGUUAUUCAAACAGCCAAAGUACAAUAAAUUAUGUAACAAGCGAUAACGAAACGGCAUCUAAACAGCGUAUGACGGACGUAAAGGAAAGAGAAGAAGAGGUGGAGGCAAUUUCUCCCGAAGUUUUUGAUAAUGAAAAUAUUUAUUUCGAGAGAAGAUUAAAGUAAUCAAUUUUUUGUUUAAUUUCUUUUUUAUUAUUUUAUUAAAUUACAAAAGAUUGUUAACGUAAUUUUUUUUCAGCACAAAAUCGUCUUUUCAAUUAAAACGUUGAAGAAGACUAAUAUGGCCUAUAAUACUGAGUAUUCUAUUUUUCUUUCUCUUCUUUCAAGUGAUUCGUGGUAACGAACCACGUAGUAAUUCAUGCUUGUCAAAAUCAGCCAUUAAACAAACUAAUCGACUAUGUUAUCAAGAGAUACCGUCAGGCGUCAGAUGAAGCGACUUCUCACCCUAUGUGAUUUUCUUGUUCGCCUGAUCUAGUUAGCUGUAUCAUUAAAAUAAGUAGCAAGAUUAAGUGUAUAUUGUAACAUACGUCAAUUAUGGAAAGGCUGAAUAUAAUUGCAGAGUUUAUUUCACCUUUUAAAUGUUGCAACUGCAAGUGCUGCGAUUGAAAUUUCUCGGUCCCUUGUUAGUUGGUAGCAGCAACUGUCAUCUCGUAAUCAUUAUUCUACGUGCAUGAUGGAAAAGGAGUUGGCAACACUGCAGUCCACAUGAUUCAACCAUAUAUAUAUCACGAUUGUAUGUACUUAUGAUAAGUUAUGAUGACUGAUGUAAGCGCGGCAUUGUCCCUUUUAGUUGUUUUAAUGUAAUUAAAAUAACUUUAUAAUCCUGACUUAACUGUUUGAAAAAUCGAAUAACAAUGUCGCUUAAACAAGGUGGACAGCGAUUAUAUUAUAUGCCAAAAAUAAGUCGAUGGAGUAAAGGAAUUGGCGCAGAAUUACCACAAGAAUUUAAAAAGUUUUGGAGAGAAUGGAAGUUGACAAAACCAGCUGCAGUUCAUUAUAUUAAGCAGGAAGGCACUUAUGUGAGAAAUGAAAAAACUGAAAAAGUACAACCAGUACAAAAUAUACCAAUACCUCUAACAUAUCCUAAAGAGAUUGAUGAUGGUAUAUGGGGAGGAGAGGCCAUUGUUCAGGGCUUUAAGAAAAAAGGCGUAUUUAAAAGAAGAGUUCCACAUUUUUGGAUACCUCAUCUAAAAAAAUCUGUUGUCUAUAGUGAAGUUCUUGACACACAUAUGAGAGUUAUUAUUACUGAGAGAGCACUCAAACUAAUUCAUGAAAAUUAUGGAUUUGAUCAUUAUUUAUUGAAGACGCCAGCCUGUGAUCUGAGAUCUCUGCUUGCUUUGAAACUGAAACGUCAGAUACUUAUUGCAUUAGCAGACAAAACUUUAUAUCCUAAUAAUCCAGAAAAGCAUACAGAGGUGUAUGCUAAGUACGAACAAUAUCUUUCAGCUUAUACGAGAGAAGAAAUAGAAUGGUAUGGUUUAACAUACAAAGAAGCCUGUAAAAAAUGGUUAAAAUUUAAGGAGACAGAACCACAACCUUUGAAAAUCAAAUAUAGAUCAGAAUUAAUUGCCAAACUCAAGGAGAAUAAAAUUAAAGAAGCUGAAAAUGUAGACGUAUCACCAGAGGAAACGAGUUCUUGGUUAAAGAAAUUAAAUCCUUUCUCCAAAAAUCCGAAGACCGAAUAGGUAAAUUGUGUUAUAAAGAAUAUUUUACAUUAUAUUAAUUUCUUGCAUAUUGUAAAUUUUCUUUGAGAUACAUCUCUAAACAAUCAUCAGUACUAAUAUAAUUAAAAAUAAAUAGAUUUAUUACUAUCAAAAUAUAAUUUAUAUUCUUUUAAUGAAUAUUUAAUUUCCAAAAUAUGCAAUGAUAAUAGAUUUCUAUUGUUU
Molecule: messenger RNA, 3163 nt
Organism: Monomorium pharaonis (pharaoh ant)
Lineage: Eukaryota; Metazoa; Arthropoda; Insecta; Hymenoptera; Formicidae
Gene: mRpL28
Product: 39S ribosomal protein L28, mitochondrial
Exons: 11
Coding region: 2132-2962 (276 amino acids)
Cellular component (GO): mitochondrial large ribosomal subunit
Molecular function (GO): structural constituent of ribosome
Source: RefSeq, a predicted model, not a curated record